Anguilla anguilla (European eel) is the source of this 7510-nucleotide messenger RNA. It is a transcript of the gene foxp1b, whose product is annotated as forkhead box P1b. The transcript is spliced from 22 exons. Gene Ontology annotation, biological process: regulation of transcription by RNA polymerase II. The coding region runs from base 1002 to 3056 and encodes 684 amino acids. The record is from RefSeq and is a predicted model, not a curated record. Gene Ontology annotation, molecular function: RNA polymerase II cis-regulatory region sequence-specific DNA binding; DNA-binding transcription repressor activity, RNA polymerase II-specific. Gene Ontology annotation, cellular component: nucleus. Lineage: Eukaryota; Metazoa; Chordata; Actinopteri; Anguilliformes; Anguillidae.
UGCAGAAAAAAGGGAAAGAAAGCUCCUUUCGCUUCGAUUGUAAUUAGCUAGCUAGCUAGCUUACACACACUUUCACUUUGUGACAAUAGCUUUUCUCAAAUGUCGACCCUUUCCCCUCAAAGAAACACAUCUAUGAUCGCGUCUUGCACCUAAAGACUGUUGUCAGUCUAUUUCCCCUUCUACUUUUUUCCUUCUAGAUAUUCAAUGAAGAUCUGCAAUGAAUGUUGUUUACCCAGCAGGUGGAUAUGACGUCACGGACUUGGAACAUCAAAAAAUAACAACAUCCAAAUCCGCGAUUCCCCUUUUCUUUCAAGGCGCAUUAAAAUGUAAUAACACCACAAGGAGCUCGCCUUCAUAUUCGAGACAGAAGGUGGUGUGAAACUGUAGAUUCUCUCCCUGAAACGGUGCUUUUCGUGUAUCUUUCAGAGAUUCCUUGUUGCAGUGAAAGUUAGUCCCCAAAGCGGAGUAAUAUUGUUAGUAUUUACAGUGUGGUUGUUGCAUGCUUUCUUGAUAUACAAGAUCGCAUGUGUAGUUGAUUAUUUCAAGCAGCGAAAUUUGUCUUCUACGGUGAUCAACCGUUUUCGCAUUCGGUGUUCUUUUAAUUCAAUGACACCUGCUGUCGCCCUGCCCUGCUUGACAUGGCAGGGAAAUUUUAAUGGUCAAGUGGGCGUCUGUGCUGGAAGACCACUUUCUUAUAAUUGUCCUGAGGCGCGCAGGUCAGCCAGGGGCGUUCCACGGGCCCGGCUCUUAUUAGACUAGGUGCCGGGGAGUGGGGCACAGUAAGGUCUUCUGUGGGCCCCUGAUGGUUGGGGCUUUGAAGACUUUGUUCUGAAUUCCCAUUGGACAGAUGGAAUGUCCAUCUUACCAAAACAAGUGAAAACGGAGACUUCAUUGGCUACUUCCUGUGGAACGAGGGAUCAAAGGCAAAAGGCUGAACUCUGAAAGCUGGAACUGAAGAUUGCUUUAAACAAGCAAGUCCUUGAAGAAGGCGUCGUUAAGUCAUGAUGCAAGAAUCUGGGACAGAGACGACGAGUAACGGUUCAGUCUGUCAGAACGGAGGGAGCACGGAGAGCGGCGGGAGGGACGGGAGGCCCAAGAGCGAGACCCCGUCGAUAGACAUCACCGCGGCUGACCUUGCCCAUCUCCAGCAGCACCAGGCUUUACAAGUUGCACGACAGAUACUCCUUCAGCAACAACAGCAGCAGCAACAACAGCAGCAGCAGCUGCAGAGCAGUUCCCUGAAGUCUCCCAAGGCCAAUGAGAAACCAGCAGGUCUCCAGGUCCCAGUUUCAGUGGCUAUGAUGACACCACAGGUGAUAACUCCACAGCAGAUGCAGCAGAUUCUUCAGCAGCAGGUCCUGAGCCCUCAGCAGCUCCAGGUUCUACUUCAGCAACAGCAGGCCCUCAUGUUACAGCAGCAGCAACUCCAAGAGUUUUACAAAAAACAACAGGAACAGCUACACCUUCAACUCCUUCAGCAGCAACAUGCGGGGAAACAGAGUAAAGAGCCUCAGGUCUCUCAGCAGUUGGUCUUCCAGCAGCAGCUCCUUCAGGUCCAGCAGCUUCAGCAGCAGCACCUGCUCAACCUGCAGAGACAGGGUCUGCUGUCCAUCCAGCCUGGCCAGAGUGCCCUGCCUCUGCACUCUCUCACUCAGGGCAUGAUUCCAGCGGAACUUCAGCAGCUGUGGAAGGAGGUGACGAACGCGCCCGUCAAGGAGGAGAACAGCACCAACAGCCAUGGCAGCCUGGACCUGUCCUCACCCAUCACCCAAAAAAACCAGCUCCUCAACCACCACGCUUCCACCAACGGCCAGUACAUGGGGCCCUCGCUGAAGAGAGAGGGCUCCACGCUGGACGAUCAUUCCCACCACAGUCACCCCCUCUACGGACACGGGGUGUGUAAAUGGCCUGGCUGUGAGGCUGUGUUUGACGACUUUCAAUCAUUCCUCAAGCAUCUUAACAACGAGCACGCACUGGACGACAGAAGUACGGCGCAGUGUCGAGUGCAAAUGCAGGUCGUUCAGCAGCUGGAGCUGCAGCUAUCAAAAGACAAAGAACGUCUGCAAGCUAUGAUGACUCAUCUACAUGUCAAAUCCACUGAGCCCAAACCAGCCCCGCAGCCACUGAACCUAGUGUCCAACGUGACCCUCUCCAAAACAGCCCCCGAAGCCUCCCCUCAGAGCUUACCGCACACCCCCACCACGCCCACCACGCCCCUCACACCGCUGUCCCAGGGCCCCUCGGUCAUUACCCCCAACAACCUGCACAGCGUGGGACCAAUCCGCAGGCGCUAUUCAGAGAAGUACAACAUCCCCAUCUCCCCAGACAUUGUCCAGAACAAAGAGUUUUACAUGAAUGCUGAAGUAAGACCCCCCUUUACAUAUGCCUCGCUAAUAAGGCAGGCCAUUCUUGAAUCGCCAGAAAAGCAGCUAACACUAAAUGAGAUCUACAACUGGUUCACACGGAUGUUCGCAUAUUUCAGGCGCAAUGCAGCAACAUGGAAGGGUGCCAUUCGCACCAACCUUUCCCUGCAUAAGUGCUUUGUGAGAGUAGAGGGUGAGUUUGGGUCCUACUGGACCGUUGAUGACGAGGAGUUUAAGCACGGCCGCCACGUGCAGAGAGGCCGCCCUCGGAAAUACGGCGCCGAUGAGAACUCUGACGAGCCGCUCGUACAAAGCCCUGCCCUGGUGAAGAACAUACAAACCAGUCUGGGCUAUGGUCCAAGUCUCUCUGCUGCCUUCCAGGCUUCGAUGGCAGAAAAUAACAUACCUCUAUACACUACUGCUUCCAUGGGAAGUCCCACUCUCAACUCCCUGGCCAGCGUAUUUCGAGAGGACAUGAAUGGAGCAAUGGACCAUGGAAACAGCAACGGCAGUGACAGCAGCCCCGGACGCUCUCCUUUGCCAGCUAUGCAUCAUAUCAACGUUAAAGAGGAACCACUGGACCCUGAGGACCAUGAAGGUCCACUUUCUCUCGUGACGACAGCCAACCACAGCCCAGAUUUUGACCACAACCGAGAUUACGAGGAUGACCAAGGGAAUGAUGACAUGCAAUAGGCUUGUCCGAGGUCCCCCCACCCCCACCCGUCCCCCACCCCCAAGAGACAGAACUAACUCAGAUCAUCUGUGCCGUCUUUCCACAGAUAAAAUUGAUUCAUAAAUAAAUAAAGGCUGGGAUCGCAGUCUUCUGUUGACAGCUAUAAAAUGUUUCAAUUGACUUUUAGUGCCAUUAAAUACAAAACAUGAGGAAAAAAGUAAACUAUAUCCCAUUUGGGAGUAUUUUUGAGUUAUUUCUACUUUUUGUUUAAGAGAAAAAAAAAAGAGAAAAAAAGGAUCAUUUUUACUCGACACGUGUUGGAUGGACCUGUUUGGUACUUGGGACUGGUUGAGGUGGUGGGCGUGAUGUCCCUGGAGGUGGGCGGGCACGCAGGAAGCAGCGCACGAGGACUGCGGGCGUGGCGCUCCCUCUCUCCCACUGAGCCACACUCACUGAGCACGGACUGCAGGGCACAGACGCAAUCUCAGAGACUCCGACGGGACAUCUGAUGUACACAGUGUGUGGAUUCAGUUCAUUAUCACUGCCUUCAGCCUGCUUUGGUUUGCUUCCUGAAAGUUUGGGAAAGGGUGGUUUGUGUUUGUGGAAGGGGCGGGGGGUGGGGGUGGGGGUGGUGAAUAUAAGGUAUAUGUGUCUUUGUUGCUGUUUUGUUGCAUUUCUUUUUUCUUAAAACUAAAGAAAAACUUCAGCUGACCAAGAACGCUAUGUGGCCAGCACCUGAUGAAUGUUUGAUUUACUUUUUUUUUGUACAUGAAGCAGAAUGUCAAACACCAAGUAUUAUUUUUCUGUCAUUUAUUCGAUGUGUUUCAGAAUGCCAUCUCACCUGUCCCUGUCACCUUUACUCAUCGCCAAACAUGUAGCCUACCCACCAAACUCAUGAAGUCCAGCAGUAAUGCACUACUCAUAAUGAAGGCUCUAUGCUACACAUCUAUGAAGUUUUAUUUAAAAUGGGAAUGAAUGACAGAGAAAUCAUGCAGGGAAUAGAAAAUUUUGAAAAAUGUUAAAAACAAUGAAAAAAAUGAAACAUUCACUUGUCACAGCAGUGCAUGUUAGCUGCAACCAAAUCACCGAACCAUUGCAUUCACAUUUCAGAACCAUCAUUAAAUGUCAGGUGCACAGUUAACAUAAGCAGUUUAGACCAAUAUUAAUUGUGAUCUUUGGGUAGGACUGUCCUUGUAGAUCAAAUAUGCAUAAUUUCCUCCCCACACAGUAAUUUCAAUGAUUGUGGGGGAAAAAGGAUUUUAAGCUUGACAUCGAACAAGGCUGUGACAGAAGGCUCCAAGUUGACAUCAUUACUGUUUCAUUGUGGCAUUGCUAAUCUUGCAACAUAUGCCAACUUCCUCAGUGAAGAACGCAAAUGACACAUUUACGUGAAAAUAUUCAGAUGUUACCAUUAAAACAGAGGAGCCAACAUCUACAGAAAUCUAGUCUGGAGGCCCGACUAGUCAGCAUUCCACUGUUUGAGAGACUCAUAGCAGCCACACACCUGUCCCGCUCUGUUCUGGAGACACAUCUGUGUAUGUCCAAGAGCCGGCGUCAGCAAAACUGAGAAACAUCUAAGCCUUAGCGCAACCCUGCUCCUUCCUCCAGACGCAGAUUGUAAUUUACAGCGUGAUUGCGGAAAGCAUAUCGCCGAGGGGUCGGCAUAGAAAGGGUUCGAGGCCCAGUUUCGCCGUCAAUAACAGGUGUGAAAGUACACAGCUGAAAAGAUCACGCAGGACUCAAUUUUAUGACUGCAACCAACCACUCUUUUUUAUUUAUUGACCUUUUUGUUUGUUUUGUUUUACUUUUAUUUUAGUUGUUGAGGUCUCAGAUGUUUCUGUUGUCAGUGUGUCAGAUAUAUCUUGUUCUGUGACUACCAAAGAUAAACUACAAAAGUAAACAAUGUUCUCUGUUCCGUGCUUUAGCAGACAAGGCCAAAAAUAUCAUUCUAUCUCCCAUUUGAUGUGAAAGAAUUUUAAGGUGGAGAACUCUGAAUUAUAUCUAGCUUAUAGGAAAAGAAUAAUUAGAAAUUAAAGCUCCUCAAAAAGACUGUCGUCAACAUUAAAGCCAAAGGUGUCACAUUUUGAGUAUCUGCAUGUCUCUGCAGUGACCAAAACUAGAGGGGUAAAGGGGAGGGUGUGGGAUUGGGAAAAAUAUAUGACCAAAUUAGGGAACGGUGUCUUUGGGCCAAUGAGAAAAGGGAGCAUUCCAUCGUGAAAUAAACCGUAUAGCAAAAGUUAUGGAUAGAAAUUGCUGAUGACGUUUAUCUUCACGAUUAUUAAUUGCUAGUUUGAAGCAGAGUUUUACAGAGAACAAUGUGAGCAAUUCUAUACUGCAACUGGACCACAUGAUGAUUCAAUGUUUUAUGCUUCUUGUUUUGAAUUUGUAACCUAAAGAUUGUAUGCCACUUUUUUUUUUUUUUAAGUUUCCAACAGGAUUCAGUUGUUCUUCGGUAACCUUGGCAACACUUUAUCCAUUGUGUUUAGUUUCUGUCAACUUAUUACUUUUUAUAUUAAAAAAACACUCCUGUCAACUAAUAAGCUGGGUACAAGGUACUUUAUGGCAGUUUUUUUCUUCUAAUUUACCAUGCAUUUAUUAUUAAUAAAAAAAGGGCAAUCUGUGGUUUAGGAAAAAAAUGUAUUUAAUAUCCAGGCAGCUGUGGGAUGGAGCUGUGGCAUUCGGGCUGGGAUCGUGAGAAUGACUCCCGUUCAUCCAAACCCCAGCCUUUCGCUGGUUAGCUUGGUAUUUAAAAGGGGAAAAAGCUGGUAGAUUAGAACAUUCUCAGCAUGUGUAGCUUGACAUUACUAAAGAUAACAGCAUGAGAAAACUGUUAGUACGCAUACCUCAGUUCAAACCUAUAGGGAAUGAUUAAAUAAAAAAAAAAUAAAAAAAACAUUUCACUCAGUUGCACUUAGUUGUAUGUCUUGCAUGUUUAGUCUAAAAAUUGUAGCAAAAAAAAAAAUAUUUUAAAAUGAUGAAAAAUAAAAAAUACAAAAUUAGAGCUUGUUUAUCUCGAGGGUCUCAUCCUUUUUAGCAAAACCAAUCCAAACCUCAGGCCUUUUUCAUGAAGAAAUCACCCAGCUUUGUUGAAUCUCAUUUUCUACUGUAUGUCCAUCUAUUUUCAGAUAUCCACUGGCUUCUACCGGGUGGGCUUUUGGGUAGUACAUACAUGUCAGUAUAACCUUGUGGCUUCUCUAUGUUGGAUUCCUUUCUGUUCCUUUCAAUGAUAAAGUACAUCUGUGUUAUUAUGUUUGCUUUAUUGCAACUGCUUUGUAUUUACUAUUAAAAUAGCUAUGGAAAAACUGCUGUAUGUAUUGGAAUAGCAAACUGUGCUGCAAAUGUAUUUUACUUAGUAAUCUUUGCUUUAAAAGUCAUACAUGCAGACAUCUGUGCGAGGGGUGGGCGGGGCAGGGUGGGGGAAAGGGAGGGAAUAUCCCUGAUUUUGGAUUUUAAACUGUAAAAUAGAAAACAGACUUUUUCUCUGUUAUCAUUGACCUAAACAUUUUGUACAGAUUUUUUUCCCUCUUUGUGUUAAGCUGUUUUGAUACUUCCCUCCUUUUGACGGUCCAACCACUGCCUUCUGUGGCUGUAUGUAAAAGAUUAUGACUUUGGGAAGAGCAGACAGGUGUAUUUCCUGUAUGUGAAGGAAAUAUCUCGCAUGACUAAUUCCAGGGUCACAGACGGGAAUAGCAGAGUCAAGUUGUCAGUAAUAAUAUUGGGGUGUAUCAGUCUAAUGAUAUUUUAUAUAAAACAAAUAGAAAAAAAAAGAAAAAAAUAUAUAUGCAGUGCCAAGAUGUAAAGAAUUAUUUGUUUUUUCAAAGGAAACCAUAUCAUCUGAGAUGUUUCACAUUAUCAGUCAGUAUCACUGUUAGGAGAGAGCAUCACGGCUUUUAAGUUGAGAAAAAAUAUUUUUUUAAAGGCCAGGCCUUUUGAGUUCUUCCUUUUCUAAUGGUAGAUAAAACCAAGCACAGCAGGUAGUGAUCUUAAGUUGAGCACACAGGUCAAAGGUCAUGUGAAUAAAAGACACAAUUUCUUUUCCUGAUACACCAUUAUUAUAUAAAUGAAACUGAGUAAAAUAAUCUUUUCUUACGCUUUUAUGUGAUCACAGUAGGUGGUAUCAGAUUCCCAAAAAGACACUUGGACGUUGUUCAUUUGCAACAGACACAUUAUCCAUCACAGACUUCUUUACUCAUACAGUAUAAUAUUCCCUAAUCACCUUCUGAAUUCCAGCUUUUGGCAAAGGUACAGUCAUGGAGGUGUCGCGGUGCUUCAGUGUUUCUUCGACCAGGUGUUUUUUUUUUUUUCGUUUUUUUUUCUUUCUUGAGGCAUAACAAUAAAAGAUAUACUCAUCACUUUCAUCAGUUUGUAAUGCCAUCAUCAUUCCAUGUCUGUUUUAUGCAGACAAUUAUGUUGUACAGUCGGUCUUGAUAACUGACUUAAGCAUUCUAAAAUGCAAUAAAAUGCUGGUUGUUCA